AUGGUUCAACGACAAAAGGUAAGGCGCAUAGGAUUAGACUUACUCGGUGCAGCAGGGGCGGCAGGGGCAUUUGAGGCCUCGCCAUUGGCAGGCGCCUGGGAUCUGGAAGGCGCAGAGGAGGUGGGAGGCGCUUCUGUGGAAGAUGGAGUGGACCCGCGGCGGGGGGCGGCCGUCUCGGCGGAAGGCGCGGGAGUGCUGAGCGGUAUUUGCCGGGAGGAUGCCAUAGCAAACGAGAGCGUGUGUGGAAGAGCAAGUCGGGGGCAAUUGAGAGAGUUUGUAGCUAGAGAGAGGAAGUAG
Messenger RNA from Linum trigynum, 297 nucleotides. The record is from the annotation of a GenBank genome assembly. Lineage: Eukaryota; Viridiplantae; Streptophyta; Magnoliopsida; Malpighiales; Linaceae.